CUGCAGAGAAACUGCUGCAUGUGUCUCUGACUGACGGCGCAGGAGGACGCGCUUCACACGCAACACUCCACAAACGCAGAGGAAACGCCGGAAAAACAGGGAGAGAUCAGAUAUUAGAUGAGAGACUGGGCAUGACGGUGCGAGCCAAACCGAGGGUGUAGCCACAUCUGGCGGAGAGCGCUGAAGUGAGUCGGAGCCUCAGCACACCAGACCAUCUACUGCAGUGGGGAAGAUGGGGAAGACGGAGACGGAGAAGGACAAUGUGGGGAAGCUGUUUGAGAACUUCAUCCAGGCAUCGACCUGUAAAGGAACCCUUCAGGCCUUUAAUGUCCUCUGCAGAUGUCUGGACCUUGACCCUGCAGACCACAGCACUUUCUACAGCAGUCUGAAGGCCAAGGUCACCUUCUGGAAGGCCAAGGCACUAUGGGCCAAGCUAGACAAAAGAAUAUCCCAUAAGGAGUACAAGAAAGGCCAAGUCUGUGUGGGCACCAAGUGCCUCAUCAUCGGCGGAGGUCCCUGCGGCUUGCGGACUGCCAUUGAGCUGGUUUUAAUGGGUGCCAGAGUGGUGGUGAUUGAGAAGAGGGACUCCUUUUCUAGGAACAACGUGCUCCAUCUUUGGCCCUAUACCAUCCACGACCUGCGGGGGCUUGGCGCCAAAAAGUUUUACGGAAAAUUCUGUGCCGGAGCCAUCGACCACAUCAGCAUUCAGCAGCUGCAGCUGAUCCUCCUGAAGGUUGCCCUGAUUGUUGGAGUGGAGUUUCACAUCAACGUGGAGUUUCUCAGGCUGCUGGAGCCUCCAGAGGAUCAGGGAAAUGAAGGGGUUGGGUGGAGAGCUUCGAUCCGACCUGGUGAUCACCCCGUGGCUAACUUUGAUUUUGACGUCAUCGUGGGGGCUGAUGGGAGAAGGAACACUCUGGAAGGUUUCAAAAGGAAGGAGUUCAGGGGGAAACUGGCCAUCGCCAUCACAGCUAACUUCAUUAACAGGAACACCACCGCAGAGGCCAAGGUGGAGGAGAUCAGUGGAGUGGCCUUCAUCUUCAACCAGAAGUUCUUUCUGGACCUCAAAGAGGAAACAGGUAUUGAUCUGGAGAACAUCGUGUACUACAGGGACAACACACAUUACUUUGUCAUGACUGCUAAGAAGCAAAGCCUGCUGGACAAAGGAGUUGUCAUUCAUGAUUACAACGACACCCAGAUGCUGCUGAGCAGCGAAAACGUCAGCCAGGAAGCUCUUCUGAGCUACGCCCGAGAGGCUGCUGACUUUGGCACCAACUACCAGCUUCCCACGCUGGAUUUUGCCAUGAACCACUGCGGGCAGCCAGAUGUAGCAAUGUUCGACUUCACAAGCAUGCAUGCCUCGGAGAACGCUGCUCUGGUUAGGGAGCGGCUCGGACACCAGCUGCUGGUAACGCUGGUCGGCGACAGCCUGUUAGAGCCCUUCUGGCCCAUGGGAACAGGCUGUGCCAGAGGCUUCCUGGCAGCUUUCGACACAGCCUGGAUGGUGAAGAGCUGGGCGGAGGGUCGGACGGUCCUGGAAGUGCUGGCAGAGAGGGAGAGUAUUUACCGACUGCUACCACAAACAACCCCUGAAAACAUUGCUAAAAACUUUGAACAGUACACCAUAGACCCUGGAACUCGAUACCCCAACCUCAUCAGCUCUUGUGUCAGGCCUCACCAGGUGCGUCACCUGUACAUCAGUGGAGAGCUUAAGGUCUGCUCUCUGGAGCGCGCUGCGACCAUACGACGGCCCGUCAACAUCUGCAGGCGAGAAUCCGAGAUCAGACCGUCAAGGCUUCUCACCUGGUGCCAGAAGCAGACGGAGGGCUACAGGAAUGUGUCGAUCACAGACAUGACAUCCUCUUGGAGAAGUGGCAUCGCCCUCUGUGCCCUCAUCCACAGGUUCAAGCCGCAGCUUAUAGACUUGGACGCAUUAAAUGAGGAGGAUCACAUCGCAAACCUCCAGCUGGCCUUUGAUGUCAGCGAGCGGGAGUUUGGGAUUCAACCGUUUGCACCGGCGAAGGAGCUGAUGGCUGAGGAGGAGCUGGAUAAGACGAAGAUGGUUGCAUACUUGUCCAAGUUCUACGAGCUCUUCCGUGGGACUCCUCUACCUGCAGCAGCAGAUUCCAGACGAGUGGAUGAAAAUAAUGAAGAUUAUUCCUCUAAGGAAAUGAGACAUAAUAAUAAUAAUGUGGUCAAUCUUGCACCGUACAGGAAACGUGUGCCAAAGGAUGAGAAGAAGUCAGACGGUACAGAUCUCACUUACAAAAGGAGGCGAAAGUUCUGCUCUCUGGAGGAGGCCACCACUAUGUCCGGCAACGACUCCCCCGGUCGAAACAAUCGAGAUCCCAAAGAAAACAAAGUGCGUUCAAUGGCAACUCAGCUGCAGGCCAAGUUUGAGAAUAAAAACAGCUACACCGUCCACAAAACGCAGUCUGACUGUGAGAGGUCCGUGCUGCUUCCGACUCUUCACUUAAAUGAGAGUCCACCUGUUAAAUUCGGUCCCCCGGUCCCACCUAAACCUCCUCCGCUGGUGCAGUUUGAAAUGAGUAUCAGAAGAGCAGCUGAGCAUUUAGUCCACCUUCCUGCACAGAUUCUGCACAAACCUCAGCCUGAACCUCAGCUCCCAUUGUCAGUAGCGAAGCUCAGACAUGUUGAACAAACAAGUUUGGAGACGACGUCUCAGCCUCAGCCUGAGAGUCCAGACCUCUCUGCUUCUCGUCCCUCCUGCCACUCAGCAAUCAGUUUCAUGAGAAGAAUCCACCACCGCCUCAGGGAGGUGGACGAACACGUCUCUGAGAAAAAAGCUCAGACACAACAGGUUAGAGAGUUUCAUGCAAAGAGCAUAAAGGAAAAAGCUGUUCAUCUUAGGGGACUGUUCUCAGCAGACACUGCUGAAACACUCAAGGGCGCUUCAGUACACAGGGCCUUUCCCCUGGCGGGUGACAAGUGUCACUCUUGUGGGAAGCGCGUUUACAUGAUGGAGAGGGUCUGUGCGGAGGGUCUCUACUUCCACAGAGAGUGCUAUCGCUGUUCCACCUGCAGCUCUGCUCUGCCACAGGGAGUUCAUGCCUUCAACACCGAAGAAGGGAAACUGUACUGUAAACUUCAUUUUGAGCAACGCAACAACGGGACAAACCUGAGGAGGAAUUUAUCUUUACGCUCAACUCGUUAUGGAGCUCAGGAUCCUGCUGAUGAGGAGAGCUCUCAGUCCAGCAGCGUAGCAGACCUGCAGAGUGGACCUGCAGCAGCUGAUGCCUUUUCUGAAGCAUAUGAAACUGCCGGAUGGUUAGGAGAAAUGGGAUUUUGAAGGUGCUGGAGAGCAUGGAAAAGGAAAAAUGCAUUCGUGGCUCUGGAGGGAGGAAUCUCAAAUGAAGUCACUUGACUGAAUGUCAACUGUCGCUGAUUUUAACAAUGUAAAGGGUGAAUGUGGACUCUGCAGCCACCUCCUUUCUGUCAGCUCGAGGCUACAAGGCUUACCUGGAUCUCUGAAUGAGUGCAGUGGUUCAGAUCACUGUCAGAUGCUUGUUGACUUGCAGUUUCUGGAACACACAAGAUCAGAAAAAGUCAAGAUCCAAGCAGUUCGUGCAACGCUCUCCUACUGGGUGGAGAAAAAAGAAACAGGCUUUAAGAUAAGCCAUGCCCAUGAGUUGUUCAUAAUGACGCCUAAACAAUAUUUUGUUUGUGAAGACUCAAAGAUAAAGGCUGCAUACAUUCGGGUUCAUGGUGUAAACAAGCAAAUCUCAUCAGGAUUCAUUUUUAAACACUACACUUUUGUAAUUGCUUAUGCAAGUAAAUAUAAAACCAGUGAACCUAGUUACACUCAUUCUCCUUUACACUCAUUCUCCUUUUCUACCAAAUCGAUGGGGCCACUUGAAAGCUGUCCUGCUCAGAUUCUCAUAACCUCAAUGUUAAUGAGCAUCGCAGACGGCAUGUCCACCAGGUUCGAUCACAACUGUUAAGUUAAUAAGAUGCAUCGUCAUAAUGAAUUAAUGGGUGUCUGCGCUGUACUGAACCGUAAAAUAAGUCAGACCCUUGAAGAACCAUUUUUAUUUCUUAGGAUUCCUCUUCAAGGCAACACGGUGGCUUAGUGGUUAGCACUGUUCCCUCACAACAAGAAGGUUCCUAGUUCGACUCCCUGGCCCGGCAGGGUCUUUCUGUGUGGAGUUUGCAUGUUCUCCCCGCGCUUGCGUGGGUUCCGGGUUCUCCGGCUUCCUCCCACAGUCCAAAAACAUGCAUCCUAGGUUGAUUGAUGAUUCUAAAUUCGCCAUAGGUUGUGAGUGAGUGUGCAUGAUUGUCUGUCUGUAUACAGUAUGUGGCCCUGCGAUAGAUUGGAAUAUGCUCCCUGUUUAAGGGGAAAAAGCCUCGAAUGACCUGUUAGAAUUGUUCAGCUUCAUUAUAAUGAUGACAAAAAUGCUAAAGAAUCACUUAGUGUUCCACAACAAAGGUUUUAUUGUAAAACCAUUAUGUGUGCACAUUAACUCUAGUUUUCUGUGUUGCAUGACCGGACUAGUUACUAGUUCAAAAAGACAUGGGUUGGAUCUCUUAGCAUCCUCUAUAUUUAGUACCGUAUUUUCUGGACUAUAAGCUGCUACUUUUUUCAUAGGUUUUGAACCAUGCGGCUUAUACAAAGGUGCGGCUAUUCUGUGGAUUUUUCUUCCACCGCUAAGGGGAGUGCUAACCGGAAUUAGAAUAAAAACUAAGACAAAAUAAAUGCAAAGAAGAAUACGCUACUUCUUCUUUAGCAGAUAGGAAGUAGAAGCAGAUUUCAAACAGAUAAAUAGAUGAAUAAAUACCGGUUAUUUUCUCUUGGUUCUGUCCAGUUUUAAUCAGCAAAGUUGCUGCCGUGUUAAAAGACACUGUUAGGAAAGGAUCUAUUUAGGUACAAACAUGUACAUCAUUUACAGUUCAAAAUCCUUCUGUACAUGUAGUAUAUAUCUAAUCUAACAACAUAAAUAUCUGCGGCUUGCAUAUCUUUUUUUUUUCUAAAUAGAGCAGAUGCGGCUUAUAUACAGGUGCGGCUUAUAUAUCUUUUUUAUUGUUUUUUUUAAAAUAGAGCUGAUGCGGCUUAUAUACAGGUGCGGCUUAUAGUCCAGAACAUACGGUAAUUAAAAAGGAGAUGGAGCAUGAGGUUUGUGUUAAAGUGUUUAAAAAUGCAGCUUGUGUUGAAAGAGCUCAAUUCAUUGAUAUGUUAUUGAACCCGGAUGGGAAAUUAUAGCAGCCUCCGAGGUAAGAUCUCUUCCGUGUUGCAAAAUCUUGUCUCUCACAUAUACUAAUGUAUCCAUCACGACUGAUGAUGAACCAGUGUGCUGCAUAAACACAAUGAGACAGAAGGUCUGCAUGUGUUUUUGAGCCAUUUGGCCUAAAAUGUUUGGUACAAAGAACAAAAGAUAAAAUGAAACUCUAAACUAACUAACGAAGACCUUCCUUUUUUCAUAAAAACAUCAAAACUUCAGUUCUUGUCAACAGCAAGAACAAGCUGGUGUUUGAAUGUGCCAGAGGCUUUUUAAAGGAUGUUGGAUGUAUUUAUUGCAGUGUGUUUUAUAAUGUAUAUAUCAUUCGGUAGUUUAUUUAAUAAAAUCUAUAAUCUGAAUGUCCAUAUUAGUUAAAGUUAAAGAAUAGAUUUAAUUCCUGAAGAUUUCAACAGACAUCUUUCCUCUUACUCAGGACCGGCACUUUGAGUUUUAAUAUUUAAUAUUGUUAAAUAUUUUAUUAAAAAAAAAAAACAAUAUACCCUUUGCUGUUUCCAAUUGAGUCUUUUUUGA
This is a messenger RNA of Cololabis saira (Pacific saury), 5762 nucleotides long. It is a transcript of the gene mical2a, whose product is annotated as microtubule associated monooxygenase, calponin and LIM domain containing 2a. Gene Ontology annotation, molecular function: protein binding; FAD binding. Lineage: Eukaryota; Metazoa; Chordata; Actinopteri; Beloniformes; Belonidae. The transcript has 24 exons. Bases 233 to 3307 code for a protein of 1024 amino acids. The record is from RefSeq and is a predicted model, not a curated record.